Messenger RNA from Mastomys coucha (southern multimammate mouse), 6393 nucleotides. Its product is annotated as A-kinase anchor protein 17B. The transcript has 9 exons. NCBI's taxonomy places the organism in Eukaryota, Metazoa, Chordata, Mammalia, Rodentia, Muridae. Gene Ontology annotation, molecular function: RNA binding. Bases 808 to 3687 code for a protein of 959 amino acids. The record is from RefSeq and is a predicted model, not a curated record.
UCGGUGGUUGCCAUUGGUUCUGCCGGCAAGUCAAGGGAUGGCAGCGAAGGGGGCGGAGCUCGCGAGGGGAGUCAAUUGGUCCGCAGGAGCCCACCAAGGGGAAGGAGCUGGCAGGCAGGCGUGCAAACCUGCACCCUGUAGCCCCCAGCCAGGAGUCAGGAGGCAGCCACCAGGAAGCUCACGGGUCCUGCAGCCGGGUGAGGGGCGCUCGGGGCGUUGGCACAGGCACGCGCGCCUGCGUCGCCUUCUCGGAUGCGGUGAGGACAACUCAGUGUCGCGACCUGAGCCAUUCAACAGCUGGCCUCGCCCGCGGCAGUUGCAGAGAGCCACCAGGAGGGUUGAUCAUUGACACUGCGGCGGCUGGAGGGAGGCGGCGGCAGGAGCAGUGGCGGUUCCGCUACCCCAGCGGAGCCAAGCUUGAAGUUCUUCAAGGGUGAGCUCAUUACAACAUACCACUCCAGCUCCCAAUGUGUCUGAUGGAGUAGGUGAUUGUGUCCCUUGCUUAGGAUGCCACAGCACAGUGCUCCCCAUGAAGAGUUCCCAUGAAUCGUGGCCUUUGUGAUAUUUUCUUCUUUGACACAUUUUCUGCAUAAGGCCAUGGAGAGCAGCUGAGGCUUGGUGCCUUGUCACAGGUUUGGAGUUACCCCAGAAAUGUUCUGUGAGGCCAUUGGUGAAGGUGAAGCCUCAGAUGCAGCGGAAACCCCAGGAUAUUAGAGAUUUCAGGAUCGUGGCAUAUCCACCAAGGACAGUGGAAGAUGUGACGUGGAGCCUGUCUAAGCCUAUGAGUCAAGGUGGUGUGAGGACACCAUGACAGUCACAGUGGUUUAUGAUAACUCUGAGGCAACAGAGCUCUGUGCUGCUCAGCACCUCUACCUCAAGCCUAUAGCAAAAUUAAUGAUCAACGUGUUGCUCCCAGAAUGUAUAGAACCUGUGAGGCCCUUCUCUAACUGGGAAGUUCUUGAUCAACUGAAAAGUCUGAUUUGCCCUGACCAGUUCACCACAGUGCGACUCUCCAAGAGUACAAAAGACUUCAUCCGAUUUGAGGGUGAGGCUGAAACACGAAGUUUGGUUCAGAUCCUGAAAGCCAAGUUACAUGGGAAGAUCAUCAAGCUCAAUGGUUUGAAAACUGACUUAAAAGUAGUAGCGACAGAUGCCCAGGGAGAGUGGGAACACUUCCCGAAAGAGAAAGAGGCCUCAGUGAUUGAGGGAGCUGAAGAACAAGACCAUGAUAAGAGCCCUGAUUCUAUCUAUUUUGAAGGCUUGCCCUGCAAGUGGUUUGCACCUAAAGGUUCCAGUGGAGAGAAGCCCUGUGAAGAGAUCCUUCGAGUAGUCUUUGAGAGUUUUGGGAAGAUCAAGAAUGUGGAUAUCCCCAUGCUUGACCCCUACAGAGAAGUGAUGACAGGUGGGAGCUUUGGGGGUUUUAACUUUGGCUUGCAAACAUUUGAAGCCUUUAUACAAUACCAGGAGUCAACUGACUUUAUAAAAGCCAUGGAAUCCCUUCGAGGAAUGAAGCUGAUGCUUAAAGGAGACGAUGGCAAAGCUCUGGCAUGUAAUAUUAAGGUUAUGUUUGAUACCACCAAACAUUUCAGUGAAGGAGCUAUACAGAGGAGGAAUCAAGAAAGGCUAAAAUUACAGGAGCUGGAGGAAGAGAGGAAAAAAGAAAAGAAGAGAGAAGAAGAAGUAGCUGAAAGAAAAAGAAAAGAUGAAGUAAGGAAAGCCCAAGAAAAGAGAAAGAAGGCCAGGGACAGGAGGCGAGCUCUGAAGGAAAGAGACAGACACCGUCAAAGAAAGGAAAAAGUGAAAACCAAGGCUGAGGCUCAUCAGGAGCUGGACUCUUCUGGAGAGUGGGAGGAGCGGAAGUACUUGCUGGCUCGGAGGCGGGUUGAAGCUCUUCGGUUGCUCCGGGUACUCCUGAAGAAAAUUGCAGUUUGGAUGAGAAAGGAGAAGAACCUUGAGCCUUGUCAAACUCACAUUAGCCUUCUCUUGAACUGUCUGGGAUCCACACAGUCUAACCCACAGGAAGUUGAUGUCAUGAAGUCCGAAGCUCAUCAUACCCCAGGGACUGCAUUGAAAUCACCAGAGGAAGAAGAGUUAAACACUCAGCAUCUUCAAGAUUGUGAAGAAAUGCCAAGCUAUCAGGCUUCCACACAUGAUCUUAGCCAAAAGGCCGAGAAGCGAUGCUAUCAGGCUUCUAAGUCUGACAGUAAACAAAAACAAAAAGUGAAGAAAAGAACUAAGGCUCAGUUACAGAAAUCCUCACACACUCCUGGAGUGAAACAAAUAAGACACUCAGCUAGAAAAGAAGAAACUGGAAAAGUGUUAAGUGAUGGGUGUGAUUACAGUUUGGUCUCUGACCAGAAUUCCUUGCAGAGUACAAUGAUUCCCGAACAGUCCCUUGCAAAGGAAGACCACGACAGUUCUAAUGAAUCCCAUUCUUCUAGACAAGCUGUGAUCAACCGUGGCAGGAAACAGAAGAUCUAUGAAACAGAUGAAUUUAUUGACUAUCUAUUAAACUAUUAUGAGACUCCAGAGUAUGCCCGAUUCUUUCUUGAAACAAGUCACCUAACAAGUGCGUGUGAGUGGCAGAGAGAUGUCUACGCUAAGGGGGAUGGCUUUCAGAUCUAUUUGAGAAAACAGGGGGGCCACUCAAACAGUCUGAGUGAAGUGGAGAGCCUGCAAGGGAAAGAGCAGGAUGAGGAGCAGGGCUGGCCAGAGGUGUAUAUUAAAGAUCCUGAGAGUAAGUCACAAAAGAUAGGCAAGAUCAAUUAUGCCAAAGAAUUUACAAAGAAAUUAAAAAACCAUUGCAAGGACAUAGCAAGUGAAACUGAUGAGCACUUGUCUCCAGCUGAUGGAGAGAGCUAUCCUGUGGAAAACACUCACAGUCACGGAGUCAAAGAUUCUCAGCACACAAGAAAAAGCCCAGUUUCCUCAUCAUUAAGGUCAGUAGAUGUAGGUUUGCCAUUGGCAGACUUCUUAGAGGAAAUUAGUAGCGAUUCUGAGUGCUUCAGUGAAACUCUUAGCAUGAACGAAGAGGAGGAGGAAAGGUCUGGGGCUGUUUAUAAUAGCUCCCCGGAAAAAAGACCUCUUGGUACUGACAAAAUCAGUACUUGCAAACAGAAAACUAAGUCGACUCAGCAGACCUUGUGUUCAGAGUGGAAACAUGACAGUGAGGAAAGAUACUCUAAACACAAAGUUAGGGCACCAGGUAAAAGGUCCAAAUAUGAACUGAGAGAUUCAUGGCUUGAGGAUGAAUGUGAUUCCAGUAGAGUUGACAAGAAUGUAAGCAAAACUAAGGGGAAACUAGCCCCCAAAUACAUGCUUGAUGACAGCUACUACCAUGAGGCCAGUUCCAGUGAUGAAUUAGAAAACACCACAAGGAAGAGGAGGAGACUUACUAGCAGUAUGUUUGACCAGAAUAUGAAAUACAGGCCCUUUCAUAUGCCGUUAAUGCCACCAAAACGUGCUAAAGCAUUCUAUUUGGGAUAUUUCUCCAGGAAAAGGCAGAAUCCAUGGAAGUCAGAAUAUAACCAGGAUCUAAGAAGGUUUAAAAGAUAUGAAAAUUCCGAAGAUUACAUGCUUGAUUCUGAUAAUUACUAUGUCAGUCAUGAUGACAACCAGGAGCACAUUGAGUAUGGAAGCUACUUAGGAGACAGCUACUCUGGCUCUUUGUAUUUUAAAAUGUUCUGAUGGCCACGUUGAUCAGGAACACCCUUAUUUACAAGAAACAGUUGACGAAAAGAAAAACUUCAAACCAAAUAUAGUUAUGUUGUUAGCAACCACAGUGCAAGAACUAGACGAGCGUCAAGCGCAGAAGCUCAUUCCUCUUGCCAAAGUUGAAAGUGUGGCUCAGAGUAACUGCAGGUAUGUCAGCAAGCUUUGGAAAUAGAAAACCUGUAGAUUCUAAAGCUUGGUGAAACAACAUAAUUGCAAAACUUCUUGAUCCAAGGACAGAUUUUACUUUAAGCUUUAAUUUGGUGCCAGUAAAGGAGCAGAUUAGCAUUAAAGAUGGCUGACUUAGCCUUCCAUGGCUCUUUUUGCUGUCAUAACAUCACCCAUCAUCUAUCUUCAAAGAGGACAAUAGUGGACAAAUAGGCAUCUUUUGAUGUGUUCGUAGAUUGGGUCAGAAGCACUAUGUAUGGUAACAAACUUUGCUAAAUUUUACUUCAUAAUAAUUCUAGAUAAAGAAGAGAUCCAGAAGUUAGAACAUAUAAUAGAUUUUAUGACUAGAAUUUCAUGCAGACUCACUGGAAGGAAAUGAAUAUAUUCAUAAUACUCAGUCAUUUAUUUACUGACAGUUCUAGAAGAAGAAUCAAAAAGGGCUGAUUGCCCUUUGAUGGCUACGUAGCUGGGACUGUUAGAAGUUUUUGUGUUUGUUUUAUGGACCCCAUAUCUUUCCAUCAAAGCACCAGGAUCGAAUUUAUAAAAUCAGGGGGAUUUGCAAAGGAAAUAUCAAAACAUCCUGGCACAUCAAUAAUGGCACUUGGGAAGAAAAGUUGUGACAGUAUUCUAUUUCAGGCUAUGUAAUCCUUUCACUCAGGGUUGGGUGACAUCAGUUUGUAAAAAGUCACUGACUAUCCCCCAAACUGACUUUUAUAGAACAGUAACAAGUGCCUCCUCACUCCUCAACAAUGCCAUGGUGUUAGGAAGACUUAAAAGAAAAGUCCACAGUUUUCUAGCUGUGGAAAAAAUUGUUUGUGUGCAGAAUUUGUAAACGAUUAAAUAAGUGAUUUAUCUUUUUUGCUGACUCGUUUUGGACUUCUUAAAUGUUUUUAAAUUGAGAUAUUUGUAGAUUCCUGAAGACUUACCCCUUAGCACAGUGCAUGUUCUGUAGAAAGCUUGGCCAACUCUUUCUGCCUUACAUUGGAUUCAGGACCUCAGGGCAGUUAGUUGACCUUCAUUUUCCCAACAAAGCUAUACCUGACCUGGCAAUUGGCGAUUAGUGAAGUUAGAGACCAUCUGCAGCAGGAAUAGUUGUUUAGAAUCCGCAGAAUCGGGCGAAGGGUAGCAUUUUCAUGGUAAUUUCAGUUCAGUCUCAAUUUGACAUUCUACAGGCAAGCAUCUGCUAGCAGAUGCCGGUAGGAUGCCAGUCUGUUGGGGUUACUUACUAUCGAGUCACACACUGUGUGCCCCUAAACUGCCUCUUGAGCAGUCUGGUGUCUGCAGUGGUUAUGACUAUGAUUUACCUGAAGUAAAAGCCGCAGGCUGUUUCACUGAUCUGCAUAUUCCUAUUUGAACAGAGAUUUUUCAAUCACUUAAAAGUUCAGAAAGGAUUGUAACAGAUCCACGUGUAUAAUAAGAAAGAAACAAUCUCACUUUGAAGCCAAUAGUUGGUUUCACUAUUAAAACUGGGUUUGACUUACUGAAUCAGAAAGAUUGUUCAUGUGGUGAGAGUGCCUUUUUUGUUUUGUUUUUGAGGACUAGCAAUGACUAUUCAUGUUCAAAGUAAUGUUGCCCAAAGUAGCCUUUGAAAGCACUAACAGCUCAUAUCUUGUCAGAGAGUUUUCUGGCACCACAUUACUCUCCUCCAAUAAAAAUCUGCCUCCCUUCCCUCCCCCACAUUAUUCUAUUGAAACAAAAAACAUUAUGGGUUUGUAAUGGAAAGCAGCUGACUGUUUUGAAACAAACAAACGCCAAAAAAAAAAAAAAAAAAAAAAAAAAAAAAGAAAGAAAGAAAAAAAAAAGGAAAAAGAAAAAGAAAAGAAAAAUCCCACUCAGUUUCUUCCCUCAUUUGAUAUUUUUUCUUGAGAGACUUUAGGCAUUUUUGCUCAGUAAGAAAAGACAAUAAAAUUGCAGAUUUCAGCAGCAUGUGCAAAGGUUUGGGUUUCCUUCCUGUAAUAGACGUGGUGCUAAGUCAUUUUGAUUCAGCACUUUUGCACUGUUUGAUUUCUUCGCUAAAUGCUCUCCUGGGGCCUCCACGUAAAAAUCCUGCUUUUGCUGAACCCUGGAGUUUUGCACCCAUCUGUGGUAAUGCAUUGUAGAUCUGUGUCAACCCCCUUUUUGGUGUAGGCCUUACACAAGGAAGACAGUAGCUUAGCCUGUGCUUGUCCCUCAGCGGCUUUAGUAAAGACUAUAAUGGAACAAACGGUUUUGGUCCAUUCUAUUCUGUUCUUGAUACUGCUGUUAAGUUGUGAAGAGUGUUUCCUUGUAUCUUCUUUUUGUUUCAUCAAACAAGGGCCUCAACUUGUUUUAUUUAAAGAGGGGUUUCUGUAUGCUUCCCUUGUAUGUGCUGCUAAUCCUGUAAAGGAAAAGCCUGCUAAGUGCUUUGUUCAUUUGUUUGAAUUUCUCAGGUAGAAGGCUAUGUAACCUAGGCAUUUUGAAGACAACCAAAUCAAUGUGUUUUUGUUGCAAAACUGUUCGAUGUGUUAAUUUUAAAAUAAAUGCUGAUUGAUUCCA